AACCUAUCGUUGAUUUAUAGCACAUAUUUGGCAAACAUUUUGUAGAAACAAAUCAAUGAAUUCAAUGAAUACGUUAAACAUGUGUUGAUUUGUUGACAAAUGUCUAAAAGUAUUGCCGAUUAUCGCCGAUCACUGACUGACUACUAAAAUGGCCACAAAUUAUUCGGACGACGAAAAUGACGGACUUCUCGGCACACCAUUUGCUCCGUUAGCUGACGACCAGAUUGUCAGCAAAAAGCCUGACUUAGAUCUAACUGUUCGCGACUCUCGCGGUCGGCGAAGAUUUCACGGAGCCUUUACCGGCGGGUUCUCUGCCGGACACUUCAAUACUGUCGGAUCUGAAGCAGGAUUUACACCAUCUCUAUUCAUCUCCAGUCGCAGUCAACGAUGGGAUCAAUCACUUGUUCAACGAAAGCCCGAAAACUUCAUGGACUCGGAGGACUUGGAUGUGUUUGGAAUCGCUCCCAAACGGAUCACCACUAAAGACAAGUUUGCCGAACAAGAGUUCGCAGGUUUUCGUGAAAACGAUUCACUUAUCGAUGUUUUGAAAUCAGUCAUCAAACCAUCUGUCGAAUCAAUUGGUCUUCAAUUAUAUAAACGCAUGAAAUUGAGUGCAAAAACUGAAAACAAACAUAAAGACGAUGUGAUCUAUGGAUGUGAAGAACCAUUGAUAAGGAAUUCAAUUAAUGAUUUGAAAAACAUAUAUAAACCAAAAGAUGAUUUUCAUGGCAUUGGAUAUCAAUCGAUAGCAGAAGGAAGUGAUAACAAUGAGUCCCGAGUUUUAAAUGGCGUUUCGGCUACUCUUAAAAGCGGACGUAAACUAAAAAUUUCUGGCGAAGCCUUUGGAUAUGGAGUUCUUGACGAUGAUAUCGAAGAAGAUGCCAUUGUUUAUCAUAAGGAUGACUUAACUCAAUAUGAUUUUGAAAUUGGUUCCGUUAAACCUGACAAUAAAAAUAAGAAAAAAGAUAAACACAAAGCCAUAGAUAUAUUGAAGAGUGAUAUCAUUAAAGGUUUCACUAAAUGCUCGACAAAAGUUAAUUUAAUUCAAAAUUUAUGUCAAAAAUAUCCGAUUCCUAUUUUACCGCAUAAUUGGAGACCCAAUAAUCGCGAAACUAAAUCACAUAAUGAACGUAAAUCACGAUGGGAUCAGUUAAAAGUCUCACAAAAUACUAGCACUACCGGUAAUAGUGUUGGAAGUGAUAGUAAAUCAAAUACAAGUAAUCCUGUUUUAAAUGCAAAUAUCAGAGCUAUUAUUUUAGGAGAAGAAAUAAUCCAUAAACAGGGUUUCAAAAAGAUUGAGACUAAAGAUUUUGAACUAAAUAUAGUCAAAGAUAAGGAAAAAUUAAGUGAAAAGAAAAAUGAACCGAAUUAUAAAAAACCUUUGACUGGGUUUUUUGGCAAUAAGUUUACCAGAAGUAGUAAUGAAUCAGAAGAAAGUACAUUAGCUGGAGGUCUGACUGCUUUUAAAGAUACAAAAGAAGUUAAAAAUACUGAACAAGAAGUCAACAAAAGUGAUAAAAGUUUUAAAAUCGAGAGAACAACAUAUGAAUGGCAUCCACACAACCUGUUGUGCAAACGUUUUAAUAUACCUAAUCCUUAUCCACAAUAUCCUGAUGUUGUCGGUGUAGUUACUGUAGGAAAAUCUGAUGUCAGAAACAGAACAUCACAUGUAAACGACAAGAAGAAUAAAUUUAAUUUAUUUGACAAUUUGUUUGACAAACAACUGGUCACAGAAUCGUCAAUUGAUAUUUCUAAAGACGAAAAUACUAAAAGUUAUGAACAAAAUUCUGGAACAGCUGUUUCUAAAAGUCUUAACAAUAGAGAAACUGAAAACAUUGUGAAAGAAAAUGAAGAAGAAUUGAUUCGACCGCCGAUUGACUUAUUUAAAGCAAUAUUUGCUUCGGACGAUGAAAGUGAUGAAGAAAAUAGUGAUAAUAAUGACAAAGAAAUUAAUAAUGAAAUCACAGAAAAAACUGUCAUAACUUCCAGUGACUUAAAGACAACUUCAACACUGAAUUCAAGUAAAAGAAGUGGAAUUUUUGCUGACAUAGAUUUCGAUCAAUUAAAUAGAAAUUUUACACAUGUUUUGCAUUCAAAUAAAACGCAAAAUGAUAAACAAAUAGAAAGUGUAAAUAAUUGCGAAAUCAUUGAAAGUGUAGAUCAAAUCAAAUUAGAUCCAACACCUCAACAAAGUGUUGUAAAUGAUAGUGAUAUUUAUGGUCCGGCACUUCCACCCGAUUCUAGUUUUUUAGUUUCUUCUUUCGAUAAUUCAAGUAAUAAAUUGAUUGAUUUCAAAGAGAAGACAUCCAAACGCAAGAAAAGUGAACACAAAAAGCAUAAGAAACAUAAAAAACAUAAAUCAAAUCACAAACAUAAGAGACAUCGCAGCUCAUCAACAGAUUCUUCAGAUAUUGAUUUGAAACUAAUAAAACAUCUGAAAAGUUCUCGUAAAUAA
This is a messenger RNA of Oppia nitens, 2455 nucleotides long. Its product is annotated as G patch domain-containing protein 1-like. Gene Ontology annotation, cellular component: nucleus. NCBI's taxonomy places the organism in Eukaryota, Metazoa, Arthropoda, Arachnida, Sarcoptiformes, Oppiidae. The transcript has a single exon. Gene Ontology annotation, biological process: mRNA processing. The record is from RefSeq and is a predicted model, not a curated record. Gene Ontology annotation, molecular function: RNA binding. The coding region runs from base 149 to 2455 and encodes 768 amino acids.